CCAUGGCCGGUUGUUGUCAGUCCCUGGCAGCGGGUUAUGGCGACGGCGGUGAAUGAAUUCUCCGGGCGGCCGAGGGAAAAAGAAGGGCUCAGCCGGCUCCAGCACCGCGCCUCCGGCCGCCGGGCCCUCGCCCUCCUCGCCGCCCGGGCCGGCCACCCCCGUGCCGCCGGCGGGGGCGACGGCGGCAGCGGCGUCCCCCCACAAGCGGAACCUGUACUACUUCUCGUACCCCCUCUUCGCCGCUUUCGCCCUGCUCCGCUUCGUCGCCUUCCAGCUCGGGCUGCUCUUCGCCUGGCUCUGCGAGCGCUUCUCCUGCGGCGCCCUCAUGGCCGCCAAGGGCAGCAGGGCUGGAGCCAGCGACGCGCCCGAGCCCGGCGGGGCGCCCGAGACGGUGCGGGCCUGCCACAAGCGGGCCUUCGAGUGCAUCUCCAUGGCGCUGCGCAUCGACGAGGACGAGAGAGCAGGACAAAAGGAACAAGCUGUUGAAUGGUAUAAGAAAGGAAUUGAAGAACUGGAGAAAGGAAUAGCUGUCUUAGUAGUUGGUCAAGGUGAUCAGUGUGAUCGAGCUCGACGUCUGCAAUCUAAAAUGAUGACAAAUUUGGCAAUGGCCAAGGAUCGCUUGCAGCUCUUAGAGAAGCUGCAGGCAGUUUUGCAAAUUUCCAAGCCGCAAAUGGAGGUCUAUAAUGACAGUACUAACCUGGCAUGCCGCAAUGGACAUCUCCAGUCAGAAAGUGGAGCGGUUCCAAAAAAGAAGGAUCCCUUAGCACACACGAGUAAUUCCCUUCCUCGUUCAAAAACUGUUGCAAAAACCGGAUCCACAGGCCUUUCAGGUCACCACAGAACACCUAGCUACAGUGGGAUAUCAUCAUCUGUGUCUAGACCAACACCUAACCCUGCAGCUUCAGCUCACAAGGUUGCUCCUAAAAACAGUAGAACAAAUAAGCCGUCUACUCCUACCACUGCUCCUCGAAAAAAGAAAGACUUGAAGAUACUUAGAAAUGUGGACAGUAAUCUUGCUAAUCUUAUCCUGAAUGAAAUUGUUGAUAGUGGGCCAGCUGUCAAAUUUGAUGAUAUUGCAGGGCAGGAACUGGCUAAACAAGCUUUGCAAGAGAUUGUUAUCCUUCCUUCUCUUAGACCUGAGUUAUUUACAGGACUUAGGGCUCCUGCACGUGGUUUAUUGCUGUUCGGCCCACCAGGGAAUGGGAAGACAAUGUUGGCCAAAGCAGUUGCUGCAGAAUCUAAUGCUACUUUCUUUAAUAUAAGUGCAGCGAGCCUAACUUCAAAAUACGUGGGUGAAGGGGAGAAACUGGUGCGUGCUCUAUUUGCAGUAGCCAGAGAACUUCAGCCCUCUAUAAUAUUUAUUGAUGAAGUUGAUAGCCUUUUGUGUGAAAGACGAGAAGGUGAACAUGAUGCUAGUAGGCGUCUAAAAACAGAAUUUCUAAUAGAAUUUGAUGGUGUGCAGUCUUCUGGAGAGGACAGAAUACUUGUGAUGGGAGCAACAAACAGGCCACAGGAACUUGAUGAUGCUGUUCUCAGACGAUUCACCAAACGGGUAUAUGUGUCUUUACCAAAUGAGGAAACAAGAUUGAUUUUGCUAAAAAAUCUUCUAAGCAAGCAAGGAAGUCCAUUGACCCAAAAAGAGUUGGCACAACUAGCUAGAAUGACAGACGGAUACUCUGGAAGUGAUUUAACUGCAUUAGCAAAGGAUGCAGCACUGGGCCCUAUUCGAGAACUAAAACCGGAACAGGUGAAGAACAUGUCUGCCAGUGAGAUGAGGAAUAUCAAGCUAUCAGAUUUCACUGAGUCUUUGAAGAAGAUAAAGCGUAGUUUGAGCCCUCAGACCCUGGAAGCAUAUAUUCGCUGGAACAAGGACUUUGGAGAUACCACAGUGUGAAACCCUACUUGAAGUGAAACAAAGUGCUGCCUAAGGAGCAAUUGCUACAGACUACUGGAAGGCAGCCAGUUUACAGGACUUUACAGAUCUUUCAGUAUCUGCAUUAAAACUUGAGAUUAAGAAAAAAAAUUACACAAUGUGAAAUGUGUUCAUCAAAGCCUCCUUGCCAUUUAGUGAGGAUUUACACACUGUAAGUAAGAGCACAAUAGGAUGUGAGAUAAGGUUCCUAGCAAUCCAGUUAUGAUUUGAACAAUAAUACGUAUUUUGUUUCAGCUAGAAGGCACUGAUGGUAUUGAUCAUUGGCAGACCUUUUCCUUAUGUUGUGUUUGUGUGUGUUUGUUUUUAAUUUUGCCAUGACAUCUGUGUCUGGCUUUCUUCCUUUGAACUACUAACUUACAAUUGGAGGUUUGUAAACUUUGGUUCGGUUUUUGACUUUUUUUUUUAUUAUCCUUAAUGUGCCAAAUAAACCAAUUUCCCUUUGCAGAAAGGAAGAACAGCACUGGGGAAUUAUGAUUAUUAAAGUGUAAAAAGCAGCUGGUCUGUUAUUAUUCGUCUUUUUAUUUAGUUGAAAUGUGGCUGUGUUGUUCACAGAACAGUUUUGAAGAAGACCUUUGAUAGCAGAACAGCAAAAAACCCAACCUUAUCAAACCAAUUCAGCCUCUUUUUAAAAAAAAAAUUACUAAAUAAAAAAAAAAGACUAAGACAUUCAUUUACUGGCAGUAUUUUCUCUUAAUGCAUUUUGUAACGUUUCCAUUGGUAGAAUGUUAGCUUAUGCUUAAGGUGUGCAACUUGAAGCCCAGCUGAUGUUUGAGAGUAAGUGAUGCUAAUUGUCAAGUUUCAGAAAUUACGUGUUUCUACUCUGUAUUUUGGUCUGUUUAUGAUAAUUGAAAGUAAAAUUUCCAUUGUGUUAAUUUUUUUAAUCUCCACAUGUAAGCAUUAAAAUAUGAGGCUACAUGUUUAAUACAUGGCACACAUUAAUGUUUUUAUAGCUUUCCUAUGUUUUGGUUUAUAUAUUAAAGUAUGAAACACUCAA
Messenger RNA from Neopsephotus bourkii (Bourke's parrot), 2927 nucleotides. It is a transcript of the gene SPAST, whose product is annotated as spastin. Lineage: Eukaryota; Metazoa; Chordata; Aves; Psittaciformes; Psittacidae. The transcript has 17 exons. Gene Ontology annotation, molecular function: ATP hydrolysis activity; microtubule severing ATPase activity; ATP binding. Bases 53 to 1894 code for a protein of 613 amino acids. The record is from RefSeq and is a predicted model, not a curated record. Gene Ontology annotation, cellular component: microtubule cytoskeleton.